Molecule: messenger RNA, 1284 nt
Organism: Schistocerca piceifrons (Central American locust)
Lineage: Eukaryota; Metazoa; Arthropoda; Insecta; Orthoptera; Acrididae
Product: glycine-rich cell wall structural protein-like
Exons: 3
Coding region: 1-1284 (427 amino acids)
Source: RefSeq, a predicted model, not a curated record
AUGCCAUGCUCAAAGGUACUGAUGUUAACCAACCUGGUGACUGGAAUGGAAAGAGGGAAGGUGGGGCAGGAGGGAAGGAGCAAAGGUGGGGAAGGGGGCGGUGGGAAAGGGGGCGGUGGGAAAGGGGGCGGUGGGAAAGGGGGCGGUGGGAAAGGGGGCGGUGGGAAAGGGGGCGGUGGGAAAGGGGGCGGUGGGAAAGGGGGCGGUGGGAAAGGGGGCGGUGGGAAAGGGGGCGGUGGGAAAGGGGGCGGUGGGAAAGGGGGCGGUGGGAAAGGGGGCGGUGGGAAAGGGGGCGGUGGGAAAGGGGGCGGUGGGAAAGGGGGCGGUGGGAAAGGGGGCGGUGGGAAAGGGGGCGGUGGGAAAGGGGGCGGUGGGAAAGGGGGCGGUGGGAAAGGGGGCGGUGGGAAAGGGGGCGGUGGGAAAGGGGGCGGUGGGAAAGGGGGCGGUGGGAAAGGGGGCGGUGGGAAAGGGGGCGGUGGGAAAGGGGGCGGUGGGAAAGGGGGCGGUGGGAAAGGGGGCGGUGGGAAAGGGGGCGGUGGGAAAGGGGGCGGUGGGAAAGGGGGCGGUGGGAAAGGGGGCGGUGGGAAAGGGGGCGGUGGGAAAGGGGGCGGUGGGAAAGGGGGCGGUGGGAAAGGGGGCGGUGGGAAAGGGGGCGGUGGGAAAGGGGGCGGUGGGAAAGGGGGCGGUGGGAAAGGGGGCGGUGGGAAAGGGGGCGGUGGGAAAGGGGGCGGUGGGAAAGGGGGCGGUGGGAAAGGGGGCGGUGGGAAAGGGGGCGGUGGGAAAGGGGGCGGUGGGAAAGGGGGCGGUGGGAAAGGGGGCGGUGGGAAAGGGGGCGGUGGGAAAGGGGGCGGUGGGAAAGGGGGCGGUGGGAAAGGGGGCGGUGGGAAAGGGGGCGGUGGGAAAGGGGGCGGUGGGAAAGGGGGCGGUGGGAAAGGGGGCGGUGGGAAAGGGGGCGGUGGGAAAGGGGGCGGUGGGAAAGGGGGCGGUGGGAAAGGGGGCGGUGGGAAAGGGGGCGGUGGGAAAGGGGGCGGUGGGAAAGGGGGCGGUGGGAAAGGGGGCGGUGGGAAAGGGGGCGGUGGGAAAGGGGGCGGUGGGAAAGGGGGCGGUGGGAAAGGGGGCGGUGGGAAAGGGGGCGGUGGGAAAGGGGGCGGUGGGAAAGGGGGCGGUGGGAAAGGGGGCGGUGGGAAAGGGGGCGGUGGGAAAGGAGCAAAGGUGGGAAAGGAGCAAAGAGUGUGGAAACAAGAUCUUAACAUUGAAGAAUUAUGUAUAAAUCAAGAAUUUUAG